Messenger RNA from Talaromyces marneffei, 1149 nucleotides. RefSeq lists its product as uncharacterized. Gene Ontology annotation, molecular function: GTP binding; molecular adaptor activity; GTPase activity. The transcript has 7 exons. Gene Ontology annotation, biological process: cytoskeleton-dependent cytokinesis. Gene Ontology annotation, cellular component: cytosol; septin complex; microtubule cytoskeleton. Lineage: Eukaryota; Fungi; Ascomycota; Eurotiomycetes; Eurotiales; Trichocomaceae. The coding region runs from base 1 to 1149 and encodes 382 amino acids. The record is from RefSeq and is a predicted model, not a curated record.
AUGGCUACUUCAACCGAGAACGCCUCGCCUAUUGGCAUUGCCAAUCUCCCUAACCAGCGUCAUAAAAUUGUCGCAAAGCGCGGAGCAGCUUUCACGAUUAUGGUUGCUGGCGAGUCGGGUUUAGGAAAGACUACAUUCAUCAACACACUUUUCUCAACUACAAUCAAAAACUACGCAGACCACAAGAAGCGCCACGCCAAACAAAUCGAUAAGACUGUUGAAAUUGAGAUCACAAAGGCAGAAUUGGAGGAGAAGUUCUUCAAAGUCCGUCUCACUGUUAUCGACACUCCUGGAUUCGGUGACUAUGUCAACAACCGCGAUUCAUGGCAACCCAUUAUCGAAUUCCUCGACGACCAACAUGAGUCAUAUAUGUUGCAGGAGCAACAACCCCGCCGAACGGACAAGAUCGAUCUCCGUGUUCAUGCUUGUCUCUACUUUAUCCGUCCUACUGGUCACACUUUGAAACCCCUCGACAUUGAAGUUAUGAAGCGUUUGAGCUCCCGUGUGAACUUGAUUCCCGUCAUUGCCAAGGCCGACACUCUCAGCCCAUCCGAUUUGGCUCGUUUCAAGCAGAGGGUUCGUGCUGUUGUUGCUUCUCAGGGUAUCCAAAUCUACCAGCCACCCGUUGAGGAGGACGACGAACAUGCUGCCGCUCACGCACGCAGCCUGUCCGCUGCCAUGCCAUUCGCCGUCAUUGGCUCCGAGAAAGACGUCAAGAACAACGAAGGCAAGGUCGUAAAGGGCCGUCAGUACGCUUGGGGUGUUGCCGAAGUCGAGAAUGAGGACCACUGCGACUUCAAGAAGCUUCGAUCAAUCCUCAUCCGUACCCACAUGCUUGACCUCAUCCACACCACCGAGGAGUCUCACUACGAGGCAUAUCGUGCCCAGCAGAUGGAGACGCGGAAGUUCGGAGAAGCUCGUCCACGCAAGUUGGACAACCCCAAGUUCAAGGAGGAGGAAGAGAACCUCCGCAAGCGUUUCACCGAGCAAGUCAAGGUCGAAGAACAACGAUUCAGACAGUGGGAGCAGAAGCUUAUCUCCGAGCGCGACCGCCUCAACAAAGAUCUGGAGGCCACCCACGCCGCUAUCAAGCAACUCGAACAGGAAAUGGAACAGAUGCAGGGUUCCGCCCGAAGCGGUCGUCGUUAG